GUGACGGGAAGACGGGACCCACUCAAAAGAUCCACGCCAAACACCCACCGCGCACGAACGAACACGACGGCCGUUCCCCCCCGACGCCGAUGUCCGCCGCAUCCGCCCUCGCCGCCGCUCCUCCUCCGGCUGAACCUAGCUGAAGUCCGGUCAGCGCCACUCCUUUACCCCGCCGAUUUCCCCACUCCGCCUCCGCCGCUAUUCCACCGCGCCGAUGUCUCGCCUCCGCCUCCUCCGCCGCAGCUCCUCCUCCACCACACUGAUACCCCUCCUCCGGCUCCUCCGCCGCUGCUCCACCUCCACCUCCACGUCGCCGCCCUCACGCUCCUGGUCUCCCCGAGACGCCUUUGUUGCGGCCAUAGAGCGUGUUCGCGCCGGGACGCUCAGCCCGGAAGACGCUCACCACCUGUUCGACGAUUUGCUCGGUCAGGCCACCCCGGUCCCGUGCGCACCCUGAACGGCUUCUUUGCCGUCCUCGCCCGUGCCACGUCCUCUGCCGCCUGCAUCCGAGAUGGCCCCGCCCUUGCCGUCGCUCUCUUCACCCGCGUGUGCCAAGAAGAGGCCGGUCCGCGUGUGGCGACGCCCACAGUCCACACCUAUGGCAUCCUCAUGGACUGCUGCUGCCGCGCGCGUCGCCCGGACCUAGGGCUCGCCUUAUUCGGCCGCUUCCUCGGGACAGGCCUGAGGACAAACGAGAUCGUCGCCACCACCUUCCUCAAGUGCCUCUGCUGCGCGAAACGGACAGAAGAGGUUGUGAAAGUACUGCUUCACAGAAUGCCCGAGCUGGGCUGUGUGCCUAAUGCCAUCUCGUACUCCAUAGUUUUGAAAAGCUUGUGUGAAAAUAGCAUGAGUCAGCAGGCACUCGACCUGCUCCAGAUGGUAGGGAAAGAAGGAGGCUGCCUUCGUGAUGUGGUGGCAUAUAACACAAUCAUCCAUGGCUUCUUUAAGGAGGGCGGAAUAGACAAGGCAUGCCAUCUAUUCCAUGAAAUGAUGCGGCAAGGGGUUGUGCCGACUGUGGUGACAUACAACACAGUAAUUGAUGCGUUGUGCAAGGCCGGAGAAAUGGACAAGGCAGAGCUAGUCUUUCAGCAGAUGGCUCGUAAUGGUGCGCAGCCCAAUAAAGUGACAUGUAAUGGCAGUAAAUUUAGUUCACUGACUGACGGAUAUUGCUCAGUCGGCAAGAUGGAUAAAACAUUCAAACUGCUUGAUGCCAUGGUAUCAGUUGGAAUUGAGCCUGAUGCUGUUACUUAUAGUGCACUUCUUGAUGGCUAUUUUAAAAAUGGAAGGAUCGAUGAUGGUUUGACUCUAUUUAGAGAAAUGUCGUGCAAGGGAGUUAAACCAACAACUGUGACAUAUGGCAUCAUACUGGAUGGUUUAUAUCGUGCUGGGAGAACUGCUGCUGCCAAGAAAAUGUUUGAUCAGAUGAUCAAAAGUGGAAUAACAGUGACCGUUUCCAUAUACACUACUCCCUCCUUUCCGGUUUAUAAGGCGUAUUUCAACUUUUUUGUUUUUCCAAUUUAAAGGGCUUAUCUCCAUCUCAUUUUUAGUUUUCGAGGCGCAUUAAAUCUUUGCAUGCAAGAAUUAAAAAGGAACACACCAAUGCAUGUAAUGUUCCUACUCAUCUAGUGGCCAAGCAUGCAUGCACUACAAUUAAUCCAAAUUAAUGCAAGAGUUUAAUUUGAGUAGUUUUGUAAAGUACGAGAUAGAUUCCUCCACUCACAAAAUGCCUUGGUUGAUGAGAUUUCAGAUUUGAGCCCUAUAAACCGGAAAGGAGGGAGUAUAAUUCUUAGAGGACUUUGUAAAAAUAAUUGCGCUGGCGAAGCAGUCACCAUGUUCCAGGAAUUAGGUGCAAUGAAUGUGAAGUUCGAUAUUAUAACACUCAAUACCAUGAUUAAUGCCAUGUACAAGGUUCAGAGAAGAGAAGAAGCUAAAGGUUUGUUUGCUGCAAUAUCAGCCAGUGGGUUGGUGCCUGAUGCUUAUACUUACAACGUAAUGAUAAACAAUCUUCUAAAAGAAGGAUCAGUGGAAGAAGUUGACAAUAUGUUUUCAUUGAUGGAGAAGAGUGGUUGUGCUCCCAGCUCUCAUCUUGUAAAUGAUAUCAUCAGAAGGUUGUUGGGAAAAGGAAAAACGGGUUCUUGAAGAAUGUAUGUCUGAGGUUGCUGAUGCUAUGUUGAGUUAGCAGAUAUAUGAGCUCAUGCCAGAGUCUCCUGUACUCUAUGCUGUCAGUUCCACUGGUGGAGCUUGUUACAUACAGGUAAAGGUAUGGCCAAGAAUUCACCGGUGUGUGCUUUCUGAUUCAAUCUGCUGGAUGCCAACACCACCUCGGGUCCUGCACUUUCAUGGGGAUGAGGUGCCACCGCCAGCCUUGCAUUGAUGCACUGCACUUACUUCCCCUCUUCAGUAUCAGAAGGCGGCAUGAAGCGCGGAUGCUGUGCUGGAGAGGAUGAACGUGCGCUCUGAGAAGGUGCUCGGGCAAUCGACCGGAGCUUGCUGCAAAUGAUAAUUGUUAGUUUGGCAGCUCAACUGCAAAGUAAGAAACCCAAGCUGAUUUGUAGUUUGCAAACUGAAACUGACCGAAAUGAAGCUUGCUUGUCUUUGCUUUUCGUUUGAGCUGCAGAUGCUGCUGCUGCCAACACGUAGGCAUUUCAGGUCGAAAUCAAGUUUAAGAUACCCAAUACAUGUCCACCAUUUUUAUGGAUUGCAGAUCCUUACCGCGGAAGGCCUGAUGCAUCUGUGUAGUCCUGCUCUUGACCUUAUUCAUCUCGCUGAAGUUGGGCACGGCAUUGGGAACUGAGCCAUCUCCUGCUGAAACCACUCAAGUAAGACAUCAAGAUGUCUCACCCAAGUUUGACCCUCAUCCACUUUUCUUGCUUCUUGAAUGUGCCGACAGGCUAGAAUACAGAGCCACAUGAAAGGCACAAAGGUAUCUUACGGCCACUUACCUGGUAAGAUGUACCUCUUGUGAUACUUUGGAGCGGCGAUCACCAAGGAUUGCUGCGUCAGGCCUUCUCUGUUCACGCAUGCUUGGAUCGCUUGAGCUCUCUGAAACCAACCGCCUCGUUAAUCCGAAGGCAUAUUGCAAGGAAAUUACUGCUGAAUGUAGGAUGCACCAACAGAAACCUGCUGG
Molecule: messenger RNA, 3127 nt
Organism: Triticum aestivum (bread wheat)
Lineage: Eukaryota; Viridiplantae; Streptophyta; Magnoliopsida; Poales; Poaceae
Product: protein Rf1, mitochondrial
Exons: 4
Coding region: 610-1521 (303 amino acids)
Molecular function (GO): protein binding
Source: RefSeq, a predicted model, not a curated record